Molecule: messenger RNA, 1305 nt
Organism: Candidozyma auris
Lineage: Eukaryota; Fungi; Ascomycota; Pichiomycetes; Serinales; Metschnikowiaceae
Product: RTA1 domain-containing protein
Exons: 2
Coding region: 1-1305 (434 amino acids)
Cellular component (GO): fungal-type vacuole; plasma membrane
Source: RefSeq, a predicted model, not a curated record
AUGGAUUUUAAAAGCCUCAGCUCCCGUCUACAAUGGACCCCGUCCAACGGGUAUCCAACCUCCACAACUACAAUCAAGUCGAUCGCCACAGAUCAUGUUCUGGGGUUGACCCACACGCUUGCAGAGGCAGUGUCGAGCAUAGCUACGCAAACGUAUUUUCUUGACCAGCGUUCGCUUUCGCAGGUGAUCAGAGGGGCACAAGCUUCCUUGACGGCUAUCAGUGCUCAGCAAGUGUUGGCAACUGCCACAGACAACCUGGUGCUAGCGCAGGCGACAGAGGCGCUCUUCCAUGCGACGUGGAAUUUGAAGGAGUUGGAGGAUGAGGAGAACAACUAUGGCUACCACCUUAGCCGUGGGGGUAAUAUCUUUUUCCUUGUCAUAUUUUGCAUAAUCUUCGUUUACACCACGGUCAUGAUAGUGUGGUCCAGGUACCACUGGUAUAAUAUCACUUUCUUUUGCGGGUUUGUUCUUCAAGUGCUUGGUUUUUUGGGAAGAGUUCUAUCCUUCAGCGACACCGCCAACCUCGACUACUACUUGUUGCAGUUUGUCUCAUUGACGCUUUCGCCAGCGUUCAUCAUGGCAGGCAUCUACUUCUUAUUUGCACAAGCAGUUGUGUUAUACGGUAGAACAUAUUCCACUUUUUAUCUCAUCAUCCAAGGUGGUGGUGGUGGCGCUGCCUCCGUUGCAACAAAACAACAGAGAGACCCUGACCCAGGUACUUGGACCAUGUUUGGGGGUAUCUUAUUCCAGGUGAUUGCAAUGUCGGUGUUUUUGAUAUUUUGGUUUGAGUUUCUCCAUCGAUUGCAUUAUAAGCAUGCCUCUGAGAUCGAGGUGGACCACCCUUUGAAAAAAUGGACAAUCAUGAAUAAUUUGAGAAUGUUGUUUCACACUAGAUCGGCUCGUGAGUACAAGGAAACUUUCUUGGAGCCAUUUUACAACCCAAAGUUCAAAGAGAUUCGGUCACGCCCUUUAGUUCCAUAUUUGCCGUUAGCUAUCACAACUGCGGUGGUAUUCGUAUACAUCAGAUGUAUCUACAGAGUCGUGGAGUUGAAGCAAGGUUUUAGUGGCUAUCUCAUAACUCACGAGGCGUUCCUCAUGACUCUCGACGCUUCAAUGAUAGCUGUCACCGGCCUCAUAUUCAUUCCUUUCCAUCCAGUUCUUGUGUUUGGCAAGCACAACGUGCUUAGAUUAGCCACUAUCAGAAGAAAUCAGGACGAAAACCGUCUGCUUGAAGAGGAUGCGAACAAUGGUGAAAGUCUUGAGUCUGAACAGAAACUGUUUGAUCUUCAGAAUGGGCACAGUUAA